GUGGACAACAAAGAACCUCGGAAAACUUGCUUUGUAACUUGUUAUUGUUUUCAUUUUUGCUGUGUUUUCUUGGAACGUAAUAGUUUAUGCGUCCACCUUCCUCGGCGGUUAGACGGAGUGAGCUGUCACUUAGUUCAGUGUGCGUUCACUUUCCUUCGCAUCCGACCUGUGGGAUUACUGCUCGACCAGCAUUUCCUUGGAAUUAAAUAUUUUGUUUCGGCAUGCGCAUCCUGGAACCUCCACAGAUUGAAACUCAUCAGAUGCCAUUUGUGUUCCCAGAAAGCUUGGCAUGCGACAUGGAUGUCUUUGUGAAAUCAGAAGGAGGCUUCUCAUCAUUGCUGAGUGGUCCUGAACCUCACAUCGAAUCGGUAUGGAACUGGGGAGAUACCACUGAUGGCAUGUUUGACAAUUUUGGGGUAAGCCAUUUCACUCCACUGCAGAAUGUGACAUACAUCCAGCCUACUGUCUACCAGCCGACCUUCAUGGCUGAAAGCCUACAGGUGCCAGACACACACCUGACGUAUCAGAGCAGUCAGGCGGACAUUGAUCAGAGUACACAGCCGUUUGCACCUUUUCAAACCUCCCUCAGUGACCAGUUAAGCUCCGCUCCCUCAGAGGAAGAUGACUUCCACAAUCUGAACAGCCCUGCCCUUGAAGUUUCAGACUGUGAAUCAGAGGAGACUUUUUCUCCAGGAACUUCGCCCACCACUCGUAGAGGUUCCAGCAUCGGCGGCAACAGCAGCAACAAGAAGCUUCGACUCUACCAGUUCUUGCUGACUCUGUUGCGCUCUGGUGAGAUGCGAGACUGUGUGUGGUGGGUCGACCGGGAGCGAGGAACUUUCCAGUUCUCCUCCAAGCAUAAAGAGGAGCUGGCACAUCGCUGGGGGCAGCAAAAAGGCAACCGUAAGACCAUGACUUACCAGAAGAUGGCACGAGCACUCCGCAACUAUGGCAAGACAGGAGAGAUCCUGAAAGUGAAGAAGAAAUUGACAUAUCAGUUUGACAAAACCUUGCUGCUAAGAAGCUUGCAUAAGUGAGCCAUUGUAGGCAUCCUGUCCACCUGAUUCAGUUGUCACUCCUCAAAUCCCAGAUCUUUGCACCACUGCAGUUGCUACUUUCACACCCCAUUAAGACCACUAUCCUCCGUUGUGUUCCUGAAAAUUAGUAUCACCCAUGAGUCUUCCUGCUGCUGGUAUCACAUCCUCCUGAAGACAUUUGCAAAAAGGGUAGACGUUUAUGCAUUUAGGUUGGGAAAAUCCAUACUUGCUGAGUGCUGAAGGGCUGAAUGGACUUUCAGGCCUCUUAAGUUUCACAUGUGCCAUUGUAUUGCAUUUAAUGUGACUGAGAAUCCUUGCUCAGUGAGAUUUAUGUAGCGUGCCGGCGCCCUCGAAACUUCAAUGGACAAACUGAGCGCUUGGGACCCAGCUGUCACACCAAACACACAACUGAAUCCUAUUUCUGACACUGUUAGAAUCAAGGUCUCAGAUUUCAAUAUUCGGAAAGUGACAUUACCUUAGCACCAUGAAUGGAAGACAAGAGCAAAGUGGAAUCUUGAGAUAGGAAUACAAGAAACCACGGACAUGGCAAAGCAGCAAAAGGUGAGGGAGAGUCGGCCACCAAUGGUGCAUAAACUUCCAGUGCCUACAAGAUACAAAGCUAAGUUACUGCUACAUGUGGCUGCAGCCCACAACUGGAAUAAAAGUGCUCUUUGGAGUCGAGAUGUAAUAUAUUGUGUUGACACUUAUGUGUUUGUUAACAUUAAUAUUUUGUAACUUUUCUAUUCUUUUUCACUGAGGUUUUUUUUGUAUAUAC
This is a messenger RNA of Polypterus senegalus (gray bichir), 1812 nucleotides long. Its product is annotated as transcription factor Spi-B-like. The transcript has 6 exons. Gene Ontology annotation, molecular function: DNA-binding transcription factor activity, RNA polymerase II-specific; sequence-specific DNA binding. NCBI's taxonomy places the organism in Eukaryota, Metazoa, Chordata, Cladistia, Polypteriformes, Polypteridae. Gene Ontology annotation, cellular component: nucleus. Bases 222 to 1037 code for a protein of 271 amino acids. Gene Ontology annotation, biological process: cell differentiation; regulation of transcription by RNA polymerase II. The record is from RefSeq and is a predicted model, not a curated record.